AUGUCCGAGUGUCUCACGAGCUUCCUGCGCGAGCAGCUCGCCGAACUGCCAGAGGACUUUGUUGUCAAGGUCCUCUCCGCCGUAGUCGCCUGCAGCAUCGCCGGGCUGUUUGUCAAGAUCCUCCUCUUUGGAGAACCCGGACCUAAACGAUACACCGUGCCCCCGCCGAAGCUGCCGGAUCAAGAGCGCAUCGUUGACGAGGCCAACAUUCGGAUACCCGGAUCGACAGCGCUCCAGUGCUACGCGCCCGCCACGGGCCAGUUUCUCGGCCUCAUCAACCCGUCCACCGCCGACGGCAUCGACCGUGCCAUCGAAGCCGCCGCCGCGGCGCAGAAGAAAUGGGCCACGACGACCUUUCGGGAGCGCCGCGCCGUCAUGCGGUCCAUGCUGCAGUACGUGCUGGAUAACCAGGAGGAGCUGUGCCGCAUCGCGUGCCUCGACUCGGGCAAGACCAUGGUGGACGCGCAGCUGGGCGAGAUCCUGGCCCUGCGGCCCUCGAGACGGCCCACCAACCUGCUCAUGACAUACAAGAGGAACGAGGUCGUGUACGAGCCCCUCGGCGUCGUGGCCGCCCUCGUGAGCUGGAACUACCCCUUCCACAACCUCAUCGGCCCCGUCAUCUCCGCCCUCUUUGCCGGCAACGCCAUCGUCGUCAAGGUCUCGGAGCAGACCGCCUGGAGCGCCAGCUUCUUCGCGAGCGUCGCCCGCGGCGCGCUCGUCGCUCACGGCCACGACCCGGCCCUCGUCCAACCCAUUGUGUGCUGGCCCCACGUCGCCGCCUCCGCCGCCGAGGCCCUGAUCCCCGUCGUCGCCGAGCUCGGCGGCAAGGAUCCUUCCAUCAUCCUCGCGUCCGCCGCCAAGGACCUGGACCGCAUCCACAAGAUCCUCCUCCGCGGCACCUUCCAGUCCGCCGGCCAGAACUGCAUCGGCAUCGAGCGCAUCAUCGUCGCCGACUCCCUGUACGACAAGGUCGUCGCCCUCGUCGAGCCCAAGGUCAAGGCCAUCCGCCUCGGCCCCACCGCCGACAUGGGCGCCAUGAUCUCCGACGGCUCCUUCUCCCGCCUCGAGAACCUCGUCGCCUCUGCCGUCAAGGACGGCGCCCGCCUCCUCGCCGGUGGCAAGCGCUACGCCCACCCCGAACACCCCAAGGGCCACUACUUCCAGCCUACCCUCCUCGUCGACGUCACCCCCGACAUGGAGAUCGCCAACGAGGAGUGCUUCGGCCCCAUCAUGGUCAUCAUGCGCGCCCCCGCCCCCGCUCGCUCUGCCUCGCCCGCCGACAUUGCCGACUCUAUCCUCGCCAUCGCCAACGCACCCGAUUUCGGCCUCGGCGCCUCCGUCUUCGGCAAGGAAUCCGACCCCGUCCUGCCCCUCGUCGUCCGCGGCCUGCGCACCGGCGGCGUUGCCGUCAACGACUUUGCCGCCUUCUACGCCGUUCAGCUCCCCUUUGGUGGCGUUGCUGGAUCUGGCUACGGCCGCUUUGCCGGCGAGGAGGGCCUCCGCGGCCUCUGCAACGCCAAGAGCAUCUGCCACGACCGCGCCCAGUGCUGGAGGUUUACAAAGGGUGUCGUGGAUAUGGGUUACGCGCUGGGCGUGGGCGGCAUGGUUGCCGGCGUGUUUACUAUUCUCCAAAACAUGUAG
Molecule: messenger RNA, 1641 nt
Organism: Parascedosporium putredinis
Lineage: Eukaryota; Fungi; Ascomycota; Sordariomycetes; Microascales; Microascaceae
Source: the annotation of a GenBank genome assembly